AUGAGAACGGAGCCGGAAAUAGUUGUAUUAAAGAAAGGGUUUGCAUGUGAAUUUACACUGAUUAUAGCACCAUUUUGCACAUCUAAAAUCGACACAACAAUUCUGAUCAUUUCCAAAUCACUUCAAAGUGGUAAAGAGAGUUUUGAUGAUAUACGAAUGAGUGGGGUAACAGCACAAUCAACUCGAAUUGAUCCAGACGAAAUCAUUGAAGAGAAGAAAAUAGGUGAAGGAUCGUUUGGCAUCGUGUCUAAAGGCACAUUCAGAGGCAAUCAAGUUGCCAUUAAAAAACUGAAACAACGGGUUGUUAUAGAUAACAACACAAAGAACGAUGAGUUUGAAAAUGAAGUCUUGAUGUUAGAUAAGUUCAGGUGUGAGUAUAUCGUCCAUUUCUAUGGCGCUGUGUUUAUCACAACAAAAGUGUGUAUGGUCACCGAAUAUGCGCCAUUUGGGUCGUUACAAAAUUUGAUAGACACUAAAAAGAGUGACGAAUUUGGUCUUAAAUUGCGAGUGAAAAUGUGUCUUGAUGCUAUAAAGGGAAUUGUGUAUUUACACACAAAUGGGAUUUUACACAGAGACAUCAAGCCAGACAACAUCUUAGUCUUUUCGUUAGAUCUGAGUUGUACAGAUGUUACUAAUGCAAAAUUGACUGAUUUUGGAAGUGCAAGAAAUGUCAAUUUACUGAUGACGAACAUGACAUUCACAAAGGGUAUUGGAACACCAAAGUACAUGGCGCCUGAAAUCCUUCAGAAACAAAAAUACAAGGAAAGUGCAGACGUCUAUUCAUUUGCAAUGACCAUGUACGAGAUAUUUAUAUGGGGAGAGGCCUUCCCAAGAGAAAUGUUUAGAUAUCCAUGGGAGGUAGUCAAUUUCAUAACAGGUGGAAGACGACUUGACAAACCGGCAAAUAUGGACAAUGCGUUGUUUAAGAUAGUAAGCGAUUCAUGGAGAAACAAUUCAAAUGAGCGAAAUGACGCGUGUAAAAUAGAAAAAAGUCUUGGUGAGUAUUAUUUGAGUCUGAAUUGA
Messenger RNA from Entamoeba invadens IP1, 1023 nucleotides. RefSeq names its product tyrosine protein kinase, putative. NCBI's taxonomy places the organism in Eukaryota, Evosea, Mastigamoebida, Endamoebidae. The record is from RefSeq and is a predicted model, not a curated record. The transcript has a single exon. Bases 1 to 1023 code for a protein of 340 amino acids. Gene Ontology annotation, biological process: protein phosphorylation. Gene Ontology annotation, molecular function: protein kinase activity; ATP binding.